Miscanthus lutarioriparius is the source of this 345-nucleotide messenger RNA. Lineage: Eukaryota; Viridiplantae; Streptophyta; Magnoliopsida; Poales; Poaceae. The record is from the annotation of a GenBank genome assembly.
AUGGACCGCAACCAGGAGACCUCGGAGGACCCAUUCGAUUCCCACCCCCUACUCGAUCUUGAUCUCGAACACGUCCUUGCGCUCCUCGUCCUUGAUCUUGGGAACGGUCACCCUGAGCACGUCCGUGCAAUCUGCCAGGCCACCCUUCCCCACCAACCAAAAAACUGCAUCGAAUCCUCGCCGCGCCGCCAGGAGCCUAGCCGACGGCAUGCCGCCGCCGCCGCCGCUGACUCCGCUCCCCGCAUGGCCCGAUCCCGAUCCCAGACCCAGUUCCAGGCGGACCUCAAGAACAGGAAACGCGAGGACCGAAGAGGGAAGGAAGAGAGGGCGGCGCCUUACUGGUGA